AACAGUCCACCCGGCCAAAGCUUUUCAGUUGGUCGUUUCUAUGGCGUUUACGGCGCAGGAGUGGACGGAGGAAUAUGGCCGGGUGAAGACUUCUGCCAUAGAUCUACGCGCCUCGUUCGCAACCCCUUCGUCCUCUUCUUCCAAUCCAUCGACGCAACAAUUGGCUAAUCUAGAGCAGAGCGUCGACAAGCUGGACUAUCGAUUGGGAACCAUGGAGCAAAAUCCUGGGCAAUUCGGCAUUUCCCAAUCGGACGUGGUCCGUCGUCGAGAGCUGGUCAAGGGGUUGCGUCAUCAGCUGUCCCUCCUUGGCACCAGCAGCCACGGCACCAACGGCCUGGUCACUGGGACUACUCGCGACGGCUCGGCGGCUUCGGGUGGUGGAGGAGUACCCGGAGGCCUCCGCACCCUCGCACAGCAGCGUCGAGAGAUCAUACACGAGCAAGACGAGCUCCUGGAGGACCUGGGGAAGGGCGUGGACCGGCUGAAAAUGCAGGGCCUGGUGAUCCGGGACGAAACUGGGAUCCACCACAAGCUGCUGGAAGACAUCGACGGGGACGUGGAGGCGGCGGCUUCGUCUUUGCGCAUGGAAGCUCGACAUGCCCAGCGGAUACGCGAGCAAAGCACGGUGUGUCGUUUGUACAUUUGCAUCGCUAUUUUGCUGAUCAUCUUAGUCCUGCUCUUGGUGAUUGGCUUCACGUAGCUGAAAAGGGCAGGUUUGGGAAGAACAACGAACGGGUUGCUUCAAGAGCAGACUUUGUAAAGAAAGAAUGAAAUUUCACAGA
Messenger RNA from Nannochloropsis gaditana CCMP526, 782 nucleotides. RefSeq lists its product as uncharacterized. The transcript has 2 exons. The record is from RefSeq and is a predicted model, not a curated record. Bases 41 to 700 code for a protein of 219 amino acids.